AGUUUGAAAUCACGGGACAUUUUGGAUGAUAAUCCUGUGGUCCGAUUCGGUUCGGCUUCUUCUGACCCGAGAGUGAGGAUUUAUGCGGAGACUGUAAGGUCCUGCUGAUCUGCUACAAGCCGUGUUUUACAGUUAUGUGUGUUAAUUAGUGCUGUGUGUGUGUGAAAGAGCGGCCGGUGCUCGUGUAGUUUAGCCGCGGUGCUAAUCCGCUGCUCGCGGUGUUUAUUCCUCACAGCCGCCUUUGUCUGGAAAAAAAAAAAAAACACCAACGCGGGACAUUUUGGUGUCCAGAAGCUUCCUCACCGCGCGCUGCAGGAGGAUUGAGGUUCAAAAGCAGACCUUCUGUCCCCGUUCUUGUGUAAUCUGAGGUAAAGAUGUCUCUGCACGGUAAGAGGAAAGAGAUUUAUAAAUACGAGGCUCCGUGGACGGUUUACGCCAUGAACUGGAGCGUCCGGCCUGAUAAACGCUUUCGGCUCGCUCUGGGCAGCUUCGUGGAGGAAUAUAACAACAAGGUGCAGCUUGUUGGUCUGGACGAGGAGAGCAGCGAGUUUGUGUGUAGGAACACGUUUGAUCAUCCGUACCCUACCACCAAGAUCAUGUGGAUCCCAGACACCAAGGGCGUUUACCCAGACCUGCUGGCCACCAGCGGAGAUUACCUUCGCAUCUGGAGGGUGAAUGACACAGAGACGCGUCUCGAGUGCCUCCUCAACAACAAUAAGAACUCUGAUUUCUGCGCUCCUCUGACGUCUUUCGACUGGAACGAGGUGGAUCCCAACCUUCUGGGCACCUCUAGUAUCGACACCACUUGCACGAUCUGGGGCUUGGAGACAGGACAGGUGCUGGGGAGAGUCAACCAGGUGUCAGGACACGUCAAGACCCAACUCAUCGCCCACGAUAAAGAGGUAUACGACAUCGCGUUCAGCCGUGCAGGUGGAGGGCGCGACAUGUUCGCGUCGGUCGGAGCAGACGGCUCAGUGCGCAUGUUUGACCUCCGUCAUCUGGAGCACAGCACCAUCAUCUACGAGGAUCCUCAGCACCACCCACUGCUCCGCCUCUGCUGGAACAAACAGGACCCCAACUACCUGGCUACCAUGGCGAUGGACGGCAUGGAGGUGGUCAUUCUGGAUGUGCGUGUGCCGUGCACACCUGUGGCUCGACUCAACAACCACCGCGCCUGCGUAAACGGAAUCGCCUGGGCCCCUCAUUCGUCCUGCCACAUCUGUACUGCAGCGGACGAUCACCAGGCGCUGAUCUGGGACAUCCAGCAGAUGCCGCGUGCCAUCGAGGACCCGAUCCUGGCCUACACAGCCGAGGGCGAGAUCAACAACGUGCAGUGGGCCUCGACUCAGCCGGACUGGAUCGCCAUCUGCUACAACAACUGCCUGGAGAUCCUGCGUGUUUAACAGCGCCGCCGAGGCCGCCGCUGCUGCUGACCCCGGCUCUCCCACCAACACCACCACCACCGAGAGCGAGA
Molecule: messenger RNA, 1474 nt
Organism: Neoarius graeffei (lesser salmon catfish)
Lineage: Eukaryota; Metazoa; Chordata; Actinopteri; Siluriformes; Ariidae
Gene: dcaf7
Product: ddb1 and cul4 associated factor 7
Exons: 7
Coding region: 375-1403 (342 amino acids)
Cellular component (GO): nucleus
Molecular function (GO): protein binding
Source: RefSeq, a predicted model, not a curated record